GCAAAAGGUGAUGAAAUUGUUUGUUAGUUUUAUGCAUUUCCAUACUGUCAUUGCAUCAUUGCCUUUUGUGCCUUUGAAUAAUAUAAUAUAAAAUACAAUUAUUAAUUUAAUAUGUUGCUAUUAUGUGGCAUUCUUAUCUAAAUGGGCUUAUCUUAAUAUAUACACACACACACACACAGAGACAUUUAAAGUUAUUUGAAUGAAUACAAUUUAUUAACAUUAUUACGUUAACACAAAACAACAGGUUUAUAAACUAUCAAAUCUCAUUUACACUAGGGGGUGCUGGAAAGCCUACCCUGAAAACUGUAUCAACGACGAGUUAAUGUAAAAUCAGCUCAUAAUCUGCAUGCUGAAUGUUUAGUAAAUGAACCCUAGAGUGUCUAUGGUCUCUAAUGCAUCUUCACACAUAGUGCUUUCAUUGUCUACACUGCAUUUGUGAUCAAAAUCACUUCAACUUCAAUCACAUUACAGACUGUAAUUAGUUAAUAGUCGUAUAUCCUGCGUUCACAACAGACAGGGGAGAUGCCCUCUAACACAACCAGGUUAACCCUUCCCUUCCACACUGCAGAGAUGAGCCCUUAGACACACAAUGGCUUCUUUCACCUUUGCCUGGGAUAAGAGAGAAGUUACACUCUUGGGUCUUUUUUGAAGCCAAAUCCAGUGUGCGUAAUGAAAAGAGCUUUGCAAUGGCUGAUAAACAGAGACAGACCUCCGCUGAACUGUUGAAUGCGCAGUCAGAAGGGCAUAGAAGAUCCGAUUUGGUCUUCGGAUUCAUCCGUCAAGGGCUUAAAUAACUAUUUCGGUGCGUAUGGGAUAAUAUUUUCCAUUUAAGAUUUCCAUUGAAGGGCGAUACAGUCUGCCAUCCAGUAAGUGUUUCUAAUUCAACGAGCGUGAGUAAUAAACGCCUCUUUUGUUAGAGCAAACAGCCAUUUCGAUCAAAUUAAACAUAACUUUAGUUCACACAAUUGAGUGUUUUUUGGUCAGUGGUCAGCAAAAGUUCAUUUUUGGAUUUUUCCGAAAAUACACAGAGCACCAUUAAAGUAACUCAACAGUUGCGCUUUUGUGAGCGUAGACAACAUAAUAAUGACUACUAGAGGUCGCCUUCAUCACCCAGAAUGAAUGAUUCCCUCCUAUAUUUAGCUUUACGAUAUCUUAAAGACUAAAAUUAGAGGAGCGACCGGGUUCAUGACAGUUAGUUUUUGAGAACAGAUACAAGACAAUGUUGUCUAGUGAGUCUGAUCCAGAGAUGGGCCCCUGGGUCAUUUGGAAACCGCACAGAACAAGCAGUAUUUGUCUUGGACCCCCUGAAGCAGAAGUGGCAGAAGGGGGAAGUCUGGGAUUGGCUGCUUCACGCAAACAGAACUGGGCGGUCCCAACGAAUUAGCGAUAUAGGCAAAAGACCUCGGCCCUGUGGUGAUCAAACCUGUCAGAUCAGUAAUCUCUGCUUGAGGUGAUUACUACGACCUGCAAUAAAAAGGAAAGGCCUGGCCUUAGUGCUUAUUAGGUCACUGAGAUCCUCCUGCUUGCUUAUUAAGACCGGACAGGGACUUUCCUCUCUACAGCUUGGGAUCCUACUUUAGUGGACGUACAGGGAUUGAGAAUGCCACAUUUAACUGACUGUAGUUUCUACAAGAUGAGAGACGGAGCUCGAGUUUCCAACGUUCAAAAUCACCUGGAGAACUCCAAGUACCACCUCCACCAGACUCAGGCCCAGCAGGUCAAGCAGUACCUAACUUUGGGCAGCAAGCUUGCUAGCCAGGCCCACCCGGUCGCACAUCCUCACCCGGGCCAGGCCCUGGGAACGGUGCCCAUCAUGCGCAAUGGACACAUGCCGCCCGUAAGCGACAGCAGCACGCCAGGAAGCCCCGUCACCCUGCUCACGCUGGCCAACAAUCACGACAGUGAGUUUCCAAUGGAUGAAGUUAUUGAUGAUCUUAUUAGCCUUGAAACCGGGUUCAAAGAUGGGGUUUUGGAUUGUAUGGAGCCAGGCAUCAUAAUGCAAAAUAAUGUGUCCCUGAACAACAGCAUGCUGGAGGUGUACGGCGGUGACCAAGAACAUGACACCAGAGUCCUGGCCAAAGAAAGACAGAAAAAAGACAACCACAAUCUAAUUGAAAGACGACGGCGAUACAACAUCAACUACAGGAUCAAGGAGCUCGGAACCCUGAUACCAAAGUCAAACGACCCUGAUAUGCGCUGGAACAAAGGGACGAUCCUCAAGGCCUCGGUGGAAUACAUUAAGUGGCUGCAGAAAGAGCAGCAGCACGCCCGUGAUCUCGAGAGCCGACAGAAGAAACUAGAACAGGCCAACAGAAGACUCCUGCUACGAAUCCAGGAAUUGGAAAUCCAGGCUCGCGCUCAUGGUUUGCCCAGUAUGGCUGCUUCUAUGGGAGCUGUUGAACUUUCAUCCCAUCUCCUAAAGCAACAACAGCAGCACCAGCCGGGCACACCCGCCCCUCCGAGCACCCAGGCCCCACCGCAGCCAGGCCAGCCACCCAUCUACCCUCCGGAGGACAUGAGCAACCCGGAGUACACCCAGCGGACACCUUUACCGGCGGCCAUGGUUGCAGGGAACGCCGGAGAACAGACAGACGGCUCCAACACCUACUCCGAUCCUCUCUCCCACUUCACCGACUUCUUCUGCAGCACCUUGAAAGAAGAGCACCGGCUGGACGAGAUCCUGAUGGACGACCCUCUCUCGCCCUUCGGGACCGACCCGCUCCUCUCCGCCGGAUCGCCCGCCGCGUCCAAAGGGAGCAGCCACAGGAGCAGCUUCAGCUCAGAUGAAGCAGACGAGCUCUGACCGUCCAGACGCUGACAUGUAACACUGUGUAACUGACCUCCCGUUUCCAUUGGAUUACAAAGACGACGAGAAUCUUACUCCAAUGUUGAGUCAGACACAUCAAAAAAGGGAGAUUGACUGAUUGAUCUACUGACAUUGACCUCAAAGACUGUCUAUACAGCAAUAACACUGGUUACGUAUGAUCACUGGAUCACAAAAUGUAUAUUUCUGAAACCUAAUGGCAUUGUUGAGACGGACCACUUUAGAGAGAGUUCUUUUUGUGCCUUAUUCAGAGCAGGCUAACUUUAUUACCACUGAGACCCGAAGCAAUGCAGCUGUUAUUAUGCUAUGCAAAAAACCCUAACGCAUCUUUCUGUUUCAUACAUUCUGUAUUUUUCCAGAAACAUAUUGUUCAUGUAUUUAUGUUUUAAUCCCUGUAUUCUUAAAAAAACAUUUCUUAACCUACCAUGUUACUUUUUAUAUAUAACUCUAGGGGUGUGGGAAAACACAAUAAACCCCCUUUUUCAUAAACUGAA
Messenger RNA from Onychostoma macrolepis, 3318 nucleotides. It is a transcript of the gene tfec, whose product is annotated as transcription factor EC. Lineage: Eukaryota; Metazoa; Chordata; Actinopteri; Cypriniformes; Cyprinidae. The record is from RefSeq and is a predicted model, not a curated record. Bases 1601 to 2803 code for a protein of 400 amino acids. Gene Ontology annotation, molecular function: RNA polymerase II cis-regulatory region sequence-specific DNA binding; DNA-binding transcription factor activity, RNA polymerase II-specific; protein dimerization activity. Gene Ontology annotation, cellular component: nucleus. Gene Ontology annotation, biological process: regulation of transcription by RNA polymerase II. The transcript has 8 exons.